Aedes albopictus (Asian tiger mosquito) is the source of this 1572-nucleotide messenger RNA. RefSeq lists its product as uncharacterized. The transcript has a single exon. Bases 1 to 1572 code for a protein of 523 amino acids. Lineage: Eukaryota; Metazoa; Arthropoda; Insecta; Diptera; Culicidae. The record is from RefSeq and is a predicted model, not a curated record.
AUGAGGUUAAAAACCUACACGGCUACGGCACCCCGUAUAUACGGUGCACCGAAGGCUCACAAGGAUGGUCUCCCAUUGAGACCGGUUGUAGCGUGCAUGACGUCACCAACGUACGAACUGUCGAAAUACGUAGGCGCGAUCCUGCAAAGUUCGAUAAAAAGCAAAUACAAUGUACUAGACUCGUUCUCUUUUAGCGAGUACAUCAACAAUGUACAGCUUCCACCAGAUUAUGUUUUGGUAUCCCUUGAUGUGGUUUCGCUGUUCACGUGCAUCCCAAGGGAGUUAGUGAUGCAGAACGUCAUUUCGCGCUGGGACGAAAUCAAAGAAAAUACGAACAUCAACCUAGAUCUGUUCCUGGAGAUGACGGAGUUCUGCAUAAAUUGCAGUUACUUCCAAUUCAAAGGGCAAUCGUAUCAACAGGUGUUCGGAACAGCGAUGGGCAAUCCACUGUCGCCCAUAAUAGCAGAUCUGGUGAUGGAAACUUUGCUCGAUUCGGUCACCAAGACGAUCAAGUUUCCGAUCCCAGUAAUCAAGAAAUAUGUGGACGAUCUCAUGCUGGCGAUACCCAAAGACGAAAUAGAAACCGUGAAAAACACAUUCAACCAGUACCACCAGAAGAUACAGUUCACCGUGGAGGUUGAAAAGGAUGGAAAGCUACCAUAUCUGGACUUGUUGCUGGUCAGGAAACCAGACCAAACAAUAAAAACAGAAUGGUAUGCCAAACCCAUAGCGUCAGGCAGAUUCUUAAACUACCUGUCGGCUCACAGCAUGAUGCUCAAGAUAAACGUGGCCAAAAAUCUCAUCAAACGAGUAACGACAUUCUCCACCAACGUCGACGAAGCCACAGCAAAGAAGAUCAUCCACACGCAGCUUCGACAGAACGACUACCCUAAACCACUAAUCAACCGCCUCAUCAAUCGACGUCGAGAGAAUCCACCCGCCGCAGCACCACCUACCGAGGAUGAAAACACAAAAACGUUCCGAUCAAUUGUCAACAUAGGUUCUCUCACCCACAAGAUACAACGGACACUUCGAUCCGACUACCCGGAAGUGGUCACAUGUCCACAACAACGGAAAACUGUGAGAUCGAUCAUACCAGGAGUGAAGGACAAGCUGGAAGAAAAUCAACGAUCGAACGUCAUCUACAAAAUACCAUGUGACGUCAUCUACAAAAUACCAUGUGCAGACUGUGGAUCAAGCUAUGUAGGAAUGACAUCAUGCCGACUAAAAGAUCGCGUGUCCGGCCACCGAUCGACAAUCAACAAAUUAACAGAACUACGAGAAGCAGGAAAGGAUGAGACCGACCAGGAGAUCAUGAGACUGAGGGAGAAAACAGCGCUGCUAGAUCACUGCAUCACCAACAACCACCAAUUUCUAUUAGACAGGGUAGAAGUAUUGGAUUCAAGCCACAAAAAACAGAAUCUAGCUAUAUUAGAGUCAUGUCACAUCCUCAACACACAACACACUGUCAACAAGCGAACCGGCACCGAUAACCUGAGCGGCACGUACGCCGGGGUAUUACACACAGUUAAAACGAUACAACACACUACACACAGACGAACAGUAGAAUAG